This is a messenger RNA of Salvelinus fontinalis (brook trout), 1062 nucleotides long. RefSeq lists its product as uncharacterized. The transcript has 4 exons. The coding region runs from base 111 to 971 and encodes 286 amino acids. Lineage: Eukaryota; Metazoa; Chordata; Actinopteri; Salmoniformes; Salmonidae. The record is from RefSeq and is a predicted model, not a curated record.
GUCAACUGAUGGGGAAAAGCCUGUGUAUUUGACAGCUACAGUUUAAUCUAAUGAAAACACGUGGCCUCUUCAUUCAGAUAAACGAGGUUGGAGAGGGAGUUUGAAACAAGAUGAAGAUUGUACUGGUCGUGGCUCUCGUCCUGCUGUUUGUCUGGCUUCAGAAUGCCCACAGGUCUGACAUCAACCAACAAGGAAGUGUUUGUGAUCAGGCUCUUCCUCUGUCCAUUUCCAGGCUCCUCUUCUCCCCUCUCUCGGUCUACUCCUGGCUGGUCUCUGGGAUGGUUAAACUCCUCUUCUCCCCUCUCUCGGUCUACUCCUGGCUGGUCUCUGUGAUGGUUAAACUCCUCUUCUCCUGUCUGGCCCUCUUCCUCUCCUCCCUGUAUUACACGGUCCUGCUCCUGCUGGCCGGGCCCUGCUGUAUCGUCACCUUGUCUCUGGCUGUGCUAGUGUCCUGUCUCCGUGUAGUUAUCUACGUGGUUCACCUUGUGUUGGUGCUCUGUGCUCUGGCAGUGCUCGCCAUCAUGGCUCCACACAAAAUGGCUGAUGUGAAUGGACCCAAAAUGGCUGAUGUGAAUGGACCCAAAAUGGCUGAUGUGAAUGGACCCAAAAUGGCUGAUGUGAAUGGACCCAAAAUGGCUGAUGUGAAUGGACCCAAAAUGGCUGAUGUGAAUGGACCCAAAAUGGCUGAUGUGAAUGGACCCAAAAUGGCUGAUGUGAAUGGACCCAAAAUGGCUGAUGUGAAUGGACCCAAAAUGGCUGAUGUGAAUGGACCCAAAAUGGCUGAUGUGAAUGGACCCAAAAUGGCUGAUGUGAAUGGACCCAAAAUGGCUGAUGUGAAUGGACCCAAAAUGGCUAAUGUGAAUGGACCCAAAAUGGCCACCGGUACCACUGUUAAUGACCAAACCUUCUACGACCAACUGAAACUGCAGCUCCGAGACUCGGACAGAUCUGGGAUCAGUGUUGGGUCGUAAGGCUUCACAGCAAGGCUGAGGGCAUCGUGUUGAGUCUGAAAUAUAGUUGAUCAGUGUUUUUAUUUGUUGUAUUUGUUAAAAAAUAAAUUCC